Aspergillus welwitschiae is the source of this 881-nucleotide messenger RNA. RefSeq lists its product as uncharacterized. The coding region runs from base 316 to 588 and encodes 90 amino acids. The transcript has a single exon. The record is from RefSeq and is a predicted model, not a curated record. Lineage: Eukaryota; Fungi; Ascomycota; Eurotiomycetes; Eurotiales; Aspergillaceae.
CCGGUCGGCUUAGUUAAGCCCAUGCCCUUCUUCGGGUUUUCUCUGGCCUUCUUCUUCUAGUUAAUUUGGCUCGGAGUUUAAGGUUUUCCUCCCAUCUUCCGCUAUCCGUUCUGUUCUCGGAGUCGGGGUGCCGGAGUCAAGCAGGUCAAAAGGAAAACAAGGGUUGGCUCCAGUGGCGGUUCCCUUGUACCCUGGAUCCGCAAGGCUGGGUCGACAUCGAUUUUGCUGCUGACGGCUUGCUUAGUAGUAGCAAAGUAACCACCAACACGAGGUAUCCAGCAUCUACCAAGUGCUAACUGUGAAUUGCCCCUCCGGAUGACGGGGCAGUGUGCUGCUUAUCAAUCCGGGAUGGGCCAUCUUGCCCCUUUCAGUAUUCUCUUGCGCAGAAUAGCCGUCAUUAUAUUAACCUAUGCACUUUUAUCCGGUAUUGCUUCCGCUAUAGCCAGCUCGGAUCCCAACGAUCUCACUUUUUCAUGCAAUGGUUUAUUGCUACUACUGUGUCAGAGAAAGGGAUCAGUAGGUGACAACUACCACAGUACUUGUCGUAGUCGUACUGAACACGCUACUGCAAUGUAUCUCUACUAUUGAGGGGCUGUGCCUUGCGCUCAGGGCAGCAUGGUGAUGUCGUAAUCUGUAGUUGCAUUUUAAAGGCUAAAUAUAUACUACUACUCGGCAGGAGUGUCACAGCCGCAUAAGGACAAAGGAGGAUACUACUAAUAGUACCAGUAGUAGUUUCACUACUAAGCUGACAGGAACUACUAGUAAGCACCAUCAGGAUCUUUCGACUGUGGACAUGAUGUACCCCCUUAAAAAAAGCAAAUAAUAAUAUUAUUAGCCAACAUAAAUAGUAGUAGUACUUCGUAACAGUUGCAUAUUGGACC